Molecule: messenger RNA, 3051 nt
Organism: Torulaspora delbrueckii
Lineage: Eukaryota; Fungi; Ascomycota; Saccharomycetes; Saccharomycetales; Saccharomycetaceae
Gene: RQC2
Product: Rqc2p
Exons: 1
Coding region: 1-3051 (1016 amino acids)
Biological process (GO): rescue of stalled cytosolic ribosome; ribosome-associated ubiquitin-dependent protein catabolic process
Cellular component (GO): RQC complex
Molecular function (GO): ribosomal large subunit binding; tRNA binding
Source: RefSeq, a predicted model, not a curated record
AUGAAACAAAGAAUAAGUGCCUUGGAUAUUCAAAUCCUGGCUGAGGAGCUAAGGGCUCACUUGGAAGGCCACAGAUUGUCAAAUAUCUAUAAUAUUGCUGAUUCAAGCAGACAAUUUUUGCUGAAAUUCAACAAACCAGACUCCAAGUUUAGCGUGGUAGUUGAUUGUGGUUUGAGGAUCCAUUUGACUGAUUAUGACAGGCCAAUUCCUCCAGGACCCUCGUCCUUUGUCGUGAAGCUGAGGAAACAUCUCAAAUCGAAAAGAUUGAGUGCUUUACGUCAGGUGAAAAAUGAUAGAAUCCUGGUUUUACAAUUUGCAGACGGUUUGUUUUAUCUGGUCUUAGAGUUCUUCAGUGCUGGUAAUGUGAUUCUUUUGGAUGAAAAUAAGAAGAUCCUGUCCCUACAGAGAAUUGUACAUGAGCAUGAAAACAAAGUGGGUGAAACUUAUACAAUGUUUGAUGACUCCCUUUUCAAUGUAAAUAACUCGUCACAAUCAGCCGAUCAGACGAUCAAAUCAAAGAGCUAUGACGUGGAGCUUGUAAGGGUAUGGCUUGAAGAAGCACAAUCCAAAUUCUCUUUACAAUCAUCCAUGCAGGCAGAUGCUAUGAAAGUCAAACAGAGCUCAAAGAAAAAAGCCCUUAAGCCAUUAACGAUUCACAAACUGCUGUUGAGCAAAGAACCCCAUUUGUCAUCUGAUCUACUGUCAAAAAAUCUGAAAAUGCGGAAGAUCAAUCCUUCAAGCCCCUGUAUUGAGUUCUUAGCUAAGGAAGACGUUUUGGUCGAUCUGCUUAACUACACUGAAAUUGAAUAUCAUGAUGUUCUCUCUAACAAAGACUCUCGUGGUUUUAUUUUAGCGAAGAAAAAUGUCAAUUAUACUUUAGGAAAGGAUUCUGAAGACUUGGAAUUUAUUUUUGAAAAUUUCCACCCAUUCAAGCCGUUCAUAGAAGAGCAAGAUCAGGGAAGGUCAAGAAUUACAGAAGUGCCAGGUGAAUAUAACAAGACCCUCGACACUUUCUUCUCCACGAUUGAAUCCUCAAAAUAUGCUCUUCGUAUUCAACAGCAGGAACAACUAGCGAAGAAGAAAAUAGAAGAUGCUCGCUUAGAGAAUCAAAAGAGGAUACAAGCGCUGCUCGAUGUUCAGUCCUCGAACGAACAAAAGGGACACGCUAUCAUUGCAAACGCUGAUCUAGUUGAGGAAGCAAAGAUCGCAGUCCAGGGACUGAUAGAUCAGCAGAUGGAUUGGCAAACCAUAGAGAAGUUGAUCAGAAAUGAACAACUAAAAAAAAAUAAGAUAGCCAUGGUCAUUGAUUUACCAUUGAAUUUGAAAGAAAAUGCUGUAAACAUUCUCGUUCCAGUAAGCCAUGACGAUGAACAUAACAAUGAAAGUGAGUCUGAUGAGUCUUUUGUUGAGAGUUCUUCUGAUGAAAGCGAUAGUGACGAGGGAACCGAUUCUGAUGAUAGUGAAGUAUCUGAUUUUGAAACGGAGGAAUCUCGCAAUGAAAGUCGUACUUCAAAACGCAAAGUCGAAAAUAAGUUGAAAAUAAGAAUUGAUCUUGGACUUUCUGCAUACGCCAAUGCUUCCAAAUAUUUUACUGUCAAGAAGACCAGUGCUGACAAGCAGAAAAAGGUUGAAAAGAACGUUGAGAAAGCCAUGAAGAACAUUGAACAGAGAAUUGAUAAGCAGUUGAAGCAAAAACUGAAAGAAUCUCAUAGCGUUUUGAAAAGAGCGCGGUCUCCCUACUUCUUUGAAAAGCAUUUUUGGUUUUACUCGAGUGAAGGAUUCCUUGUUCUGAUGGGUAGAAGCCCUCUCGAGACCGACCAAAUUUACAGCAAGUACAUUGAGGACGAUGAUAUCUAUAUGUGCAGUAGCUUCGAUACCCAGGUAUGGAUCAAAAACCCAAAUCGCACCGAAGUGCCACCAAACACUCUGAUGCAGGCUGGAGUUUUCUGCAUGGCUGCCAGUGAGGCUUGGUCGAAGAAGGUGUCGUCUUCACCACAAUGGUGCUUUGCGAAGAAUAUCACCAAAUUUGACCAUACUAACAAAGGUGUUCUGGACCCGGGCUUAUAUCGUAUAAAGAAGGAAAGCGAGAUGAGUCACUUGCCUCCUGCUCAACUUGUGAUGGGUUUCGGUUUUCUAUGGAAAGUGGCAAACAAAAACGGCGAUAAUGAAGAGGCUGAAGAGCCAGUUAGCGAAGGUGGCGAUGAUGAAGAGGCUGGAGAGCCAGUUAGAGAAGGUGAUGAUGAACGUGAAGAGGAAGAAGAACAUAUUACUGAAGAGAUUGCUUUUGUCAAUGAACAAGACCCGAAAGAGGCAACUGGGGAAUCUGAACAGGCUGCAGAAAUCUCGCAGAAAUUUAACGACAUGGAAAUUGAAAUUUCCCAUAAUGCUGGACCUGAAUCCAAUGCCGGCCUUACCGAUGCUACUAGCGUACUUCCUCAGAUAAACAAAGGUGUUCGUGGUAAGAAGGGGAAAUUAAAGAAAAUGCAAAAGAAGUAUGCUGAUCAGGAUGAAGACGAACGCUUAAUGAGGUUAGAAGCGCUUGGAACGUUAAAGGGUCUUGAGAAGACUCAGUUGAAGGAACAAGAAGAGUUAGCCAGACAGCAAAAUAGAGACUACAAGAAGGCUAGACGUGAGAAACAGAAAGAGUUGCAAACACUUCGGUUCACGAAGAACGAAAAAAUUAAGGUUAAUUACCAAAAAAUCGCCAGUGAACUUAAAUCAAAUCCUGACAAGGAUGAUGAAGUAGUAGAUGCUAUCCCUGUCUUUGCUCCAUGGCCUGCACUGCUGAAAUACAAAUACAAGGUCAAAGUACAACCUGGCUCUGCAAAGAAGACAAAGACCUUGAACGACAUCCUGCAUUAUUUCUGUAACCGAACUGUUGACUCCACUAUGACUGACAAGGAAGCUGAUUGGCCCAGAGAACACGAAGCUAUCACGCAAUUAAAACCACAGGACCUAGUUCUAACCAUAUGCUCUGACAAGCUAAAAGUGACUUUGCCCGGUCAAGCAUCCAGUGGCAAGGGCAAACCAAAACAGAAAAAGAAGAAAUAG